Molecule: messenger RNA, 3682 nt
Organism: Mus pahari (shrew mouse)
Lineage: Eukaryota; Metazoa; Chordata; Mammalia; Rodentia; Muridae
Gene: Top3b
Product: DNA topoisomerase III beta
Exons: 18
Coding region: 906-3494 (862 amino acids)
Biological process (GO): DNA topological change
Cellular component (GO): nucleus
Molecular function (GO): DNA topoisomerase type I (single strand cut, ATP-independent) activity; DNA binding
Source: RefSeq, a predicted model, not a curated record
UCAUGUAGGUUUAUGUUAAGGAGUCUUAUUUAUAUAUUUAAGUGAUCAUAUAUAAAAAUUUUGGCUAGACAUUUUGGUAUACUCCUGAAUUUCCAGCACUCAGGAGUUGAAAAUAGGAAGAUCAAGAGUUCGAGGCCAUAGUGGCUAUGAAGUUAAGAGGCCAGCCUUGGCUACACAAGACUGUCUCUGCCCAAUACACACACACACACACACACACACACACACACAGCAAAAGCUUAAGUGAAUAGUGUUGUUUCUGAGUCACAAAGUGUGAGUGUGGUGUGUAGGUGAUGCUUAUAAGCCAUCCAUUUUUUUGUUUUGUUUUGUUUUGUUUCCUCAUUGGUUUUCACUUUGAAAUGGAAGAUGUGCCUUAAUAGAAAAUAGGGAAGUCUUGACAUUAAUCACUGGUACAAAAGAGCUCCAAAGGUCUUUUUAAAAAGUAGAAUCUGAUCUAGGCAAAGGGAAGUGUCCCUGUCAAGGCCCUGAUUACCUAAUUGUGUACCCUUAAAGGAAGAAAAAAAUGUUUUAAACAGCUUAUUGCUAUAUAACUGAGUAUAGCCUAAAACUCAAGCUUCUCCUGCCGAAUCCAGCCUCAUGAGAUGUAUGCUAGAAUACCUGGCAUUAGAAAUCUUUUCUUCUUCCUUUGAAAUAGUGAUAGAACAUUACAAAGUCCCCUUGUGCUGAAGUGCUAAAACGACUUCUUACUUGUUUUGAGUCAACGCUGAAGAUAAAUGUAUAUUCAAAGUGGACGGCAGCUGCAUAGCCUGGCACGUGGACAAGCAUCUGAAAGAGUCAGCAUUGGCAGUCGUGUUGAGCUACAGAGGAGACGUUUCUAAGCUUUUUUUAUUGCUGUUGUUCUGGGUCUGGGUACAACGGUCUGUGGGCCCUGACACCCGGGAGCAGGAAUGAAGACCGUGCUCAUGGUAGCAGAAAAGCCAUCCCUGGCACAGUCCAUUGCCAAAAUCCUCUCCCGAGGAAACAUGUCCUCCCACAAAGGGCUGAAUGGGGCAUGUUCAGUGCACAAGUACACAGGAACCUUUGCUGGCCAACCUGUCCAUUUCAAGAUGACAUCUGUCUGCGGUCAUGUGAUGACACUGGAUUUUCUGGGAAAGUACAACAAGUGGGAUAAGGUGGAUCCUGCAGAGCUCUUCAGCCAAGCUCCAACAGAGAAAAAGGAAGCUAACCCCAAGCUGAACAUGGUCAAGUUCCUGCAGGUGGAGGGCAAAGGCUGUGACUAUGUUGUGUUGUGGCUGGACUGUGACAAGGAAGGGGAGAAUAUUUGCUUUGAGGUCCUUGAUGCCGUUCUGCCUGUCAUGAAUAAUGCCCACAAUGGUGAGAAGACAGUGUUUCGUGCCAGGUUCAGCUCCAUCACUGAUACAGACAUCUGUAAUGCCAUGACCCGCCUGAGUGAGCCAGACCGCAAUGAGGCACUCUCAGUGGAUGCCCGCCAGGAGCUAGACCUGCGCAUCGGCUGUGCAUUCACGAGGUUUCAAACAAAGUAUUUCCAAGGAAAAUAUGGCGAUUUAGACAGCUCUCUCAUCUCCUUUGGGCCAUGUCAGACUCCUACCCUGGGAUUCUGUGUAGAAAGACAUGAUAAAAUCCAGUCCUUCAAGCCAGAGACCUACUGGGUACUUCAGGCCAAGGUUCAUACUGACAAAGAGGAGUCACUCCUUCUGGACUGGGACCGUGUUAGAGUUUUCGACCGGGAGAUUGCACAGAUGUUUUUAAACAUGACAAAGUUAGAAAAAGAAGCUUGGGUGGAGGCUACAAGCAGGAAAGAAAAAGCCAAGCAGAGACCACUUGCUCUGAACACUGUGGAGAUGUUGCGUGUGGCCAGCUCAGCUCUGGGUAUGGGACCACAGCACGCCAUGCAAAUAGCUGAGAGAUUAUACACACAGGGCUAUAUCAGCUACCCACGGACAGAAACCACCCACUAUCCCGAGAACUUUGAUCUGAAGGGCUCUUUGCGACAGCAGGCCAAUCACCCAUACUGGGCAGACUCGGUAAAGCAGUUGUUAGCGGAAGGCAUCAACCGCCCUCGGAAAGGUCAUGAUGCUGGUGACCAUCCUCCGAUCACACCUAUGAAAUCAGCUACAGAGGCUGAAUUAGGAGGUGACGCAUGGAGACUCUACGAGUACAUCACCAGACACUUCAUUGCCACAGUGAGCCAUGACUGCAAGUAUCUCCAGAGCACUAUCUCCUUCAGGAUCGGGCCUGAACACUUUACAUGCAUGGGAAAAACAGUUAUUUCCCCAGGCUUCACAGAGAUCAUGCCUUGGCAGAGUGUGCCCCUGGAAGAGAGUCUGCCCACGUGCCAGAAGGGUGAUACCUUCACUGUGGGUGAAGUGAAGAUGCUAGAGAAGCAGACGAGCCCACCGGACUAUCUGACUGAGGCCGAACUCAUCACUCUCAUGGAAAAGCAUGGUAUCGGGACUGAUGCCAGUAUCCCUGUGCACAUCAACAAUAUCUGCCAGCGCAACUAUGUUACUGUGGAGAGUGGCCGCCGGCUCAAGCCCACCAACCUUGGCAUAGUUCUGGUGCAUGGUUACUACAAGAUUGAUGCAGAGCUGGUACUCCCCACCAUCCGAAGCGCAGUGGAGAAGCAGCUGAACCUUAUUGCCCAGGGCAAAGCUGACUACCACCAGGUCCUAGACCACACCCUGGAUAUCUUCAAGAGAAAGUUCCACUACUUCGUUGAUUCUAUUGCUGGCAUGGACGAGUUGAUGGAGGUGUCCUUUUCACCCCUGGCUGCCACUGGCAAGCCCCUCUCACGCUGUGGGAAGUGCCAUCGAUUUAUGAAGUACAUCCAGGCCAAGCCAAGUCGCCUGCACUGCUCCCACUGUGAUGAGACCUACACCCUCCCACAGAAUGGUACCAUCAAGCUCUAUAAGGAGCUACGGUGCCCAUUGGAUGACUUUGAACUGGUCCUGUGGUCCUCAGGCUCCCGGGGCAAGAGCUACCCACUGUGUCCCUACUGCUAUAACCACCCACCCUUCCGAGACAUGAAGAAAGGCAUGGGCUGCAAUGAGUGCACACACCCCACCUGCCAGCACUCACUGAGUAUGCUGGGCAUUGGCCAGUGCGUGGAAUGCGAGAAUGGAGUCCUGGUUCUGGACCCCACUUCUGGUCCCAAGUGGAAGGUGGCCUGCAAUACAUGCAAUGUGGUGGCACACUGCUUUGAAAAUGCCCACCGAGUACGGGUAUCUGCUGACACCUGCAACACCUGCGAGGCUGCCUUGCUCGAUGUAGACUUCAACAAAGCCAAGUCUCCCCUUCCUGGCAAUGAGACACAGCACACAGGCUGCAUCUUCUGUGACCCCGUCUUCCAGGAGCUGGUGGAGCUAAAGCAUGCAGCCUCCUGCCACCCCAUGCACCGAGGUGGGCCUGGAAGGAGGCAGGGUCGUGGGCGGGCCCGAGGCCGGAGACCUCCAGGAAAGCCCAACCCUAGACGGCCAAAAGACAAGAUGUCAGCUCUGGCUGCUUACUUUGUAUGACAACCUAUCUUUUCUCCACUCCAAACCAUCGUGGUUAUCUUUCAGCCACUGAAACCAUUAAAAUGCUUUUUAUUUUGUAUUCUCUGGAACAAAAAGCCUGGGACCUUUUACUGGUGAAACAGAGGGUUCCUAUGUCUGUGGAAACCUGUGAGAAUCAGCUUUAUCCCUCCAUCCUGUUUAAAGUACAC